AUGGCGGCGGUAGUAAUAUUGAUUGUUUUAGGUGUGGUAAGAUUCUCAACCGUUCAUAGCAGCUUGAUACCAGGCAGUGCUACAGUGCACUGCAGUGCAAUGCCAAAUAAAACCAGUGUCAGUGAUGAAGUUAAUUGUGUCGAGUGCUUCUUUCCUGACAACUGUAUAGAGAACAAUUUGUGCAAGCCUGGAACCACAGGUCUAACUUGUGAACAAUGUGCUCAGCCAGGAGACGGUGAGCCAGGCUACCAUAGGCUGGGCUGUGCCUGUGUCUUGUGUUCGCCUGUACCCUGGUCUGCAGUGUGUGGUGUGGUUGUGCUGCUCUCUGUCAUAGUUAGGAUUGAAAUGCAUGGUUUUACCCUAUCUUUAGUGGUUAAGCUGAAGCUGCUUCUGCAUUUCCUACAUCUGAUUUUGCUAAGCCUGUCAAUCAAGAUAGCCUGGCCUUCUCUUCUGUUGGACACUUUCACUAAUUUCACCUUUGCCUGGCUUUCCUCCAAGAUGAUCACUCUAGAAUGCUACUUUCCCAUUCCCAGAAUGACAACUAUAUAUUUAGAAUGGUGGUCUGUUAUAGGGAUGCUGUGCAUCGCUCUUGUGACGUCAGUAUUAAUUGACAAAAAACUGAAACACAAAAUAGACAUUGGAUUUGUGCCUGAUGGUAAAAGAAUGGUGAGUUUGUGGACAAAAAGGAGGACUGUAAGGAGAUCAGCUUUGCUCAUUUUCAGCAUUUUUUACACUCCACUGAUAUUCAUGUCAAUCAAGUCAUUUGCUUGCUCUGGUGAUCUGGAGCCUCUGCUAAACUACACAUAUGACGUGUUUCUGUAUGACCAGGCUCAAAGUUGUGAGGAUUUUUCCUUUCAGAUAUUUUAUUUCAUCAGUGCUGGUUGCGUGGUGGUGGUAGGUUUCUUGGUCCCAGCAGCCAUUGCAUUCAUUACAUUGUGCCUAAGAAAGUGGGAUUCAUUGAACAAAAACAUGGUCAAGGAUGGAUAUGUUUAUGAGGCUUACAGCAGGACCUUCUGUUUUUGGGAAAGUGUUCCAUUCUUUAGGAAGCUAAUGUGCAUUAUAAUAACAGAUGUCAAUCCUGUAAAGCCAUUUAUUCAAGCCAUUGUCCAUUUAUCUUUGACAUUGGCCUACACAAUAACUGUAAUUGCUGGACGGCCAUACAGGGCAUGUAGAUGGACGUUUUCUUCACAGCUAAGAAUUGUAGAAAUUCACAACGGUUUUGAGAUUUUUUCAAACAUGGCUGUUGCACUUCUCCAGCUUUAUCCUGUGCUGCAGCUGACAGGCCUGCUGCCCCCGUACUAUGACGUGUGUGUUGUUGCAGUGAGUGUACUGGUGCUGGUUGUCUGGGUGUGCAUGCUGGCACUUAUUCCAUUUGAAGAAAAAAUGGAAGAGGCAGAAGUAUAUGAGAUCCCCCCUCAAGAUGUCCAACCAUCUAGAAAACCAUUUGAGUUUUGGAAAAGAAAUAAAGCUGGAGAAGUGGUCACACUGACAGAACUGCAACAGAGGGAGAGGGCAUUGGACUUCUGAUUGAGAAAAAGUAAAUUAUGUUAUGAUGGAGACAGUAGAACUAGGUAGCCUUGGGUCACUCUAGUCUCUUCUAGGCCUGAAAGUCUUGAAAUUGGUUUAUUUUAGGCGGUCAUCUCUGGAGUCAGAUAUCACUUUAGUUUUUAUGUACAGACACUGUCAGCAUCAUCACUGUCCAAUAUAUCCCUUUAGACUUUUUUAAUGGCUGUUAUUAAUUUUUAACAUAUACAUAUGUUGGUGAAGUUUGCCCCAAAAGUUAAUUUUUUUUUUUUUUCAAAUUUGACGAGUCGCUAUUUGGUAACAAAUGCAUUUUC
Lingula anatina is the source of this 1838-nucleotide messenger RNA. RefSeq lists its product as uncharacterized. The record is from RefSeq and is a predicted model, not a curated record. NCBI's taxonomy places the organism in Eukaryota, Metazoa, Brachiopoda, Lingulata, Lingulida, Lingulidae.